ACGGUCAGUGACGGCCAAAGAUGGCUGCGCCCAUGUAAUACGGGCGCGGGUGUUGACCUUUUUUAUUCCUCCUUGUCACCUUGUCCCUGUGGUGGCAGGCUGGGCACGAGGACCAUGCUGGGCCGGACCCUCCAAGAAGUUUCUGCAGCGCUGAAACAAGGCCAAAUUACUCCAGUAGAGCUCUGUCAAAAAUGUCUCUCCCUUAUCAAGAAGACCAAGUUUCUAAAUGCUUACAUUACUGUAUCAGAAGAGGUGGCCUUAAAGCAAGCUGAAGAAUCAGAGAAAAGAUACAAGAAAGGUCACUCCCUCGGGGCUUUAGAUGGAAUUCCUGUUGCAGUAAAAGACAACUUUAGCACAUCAGGCAUUGAGACAACAUGUGCAUCAAACAUGCUGAAAGGUUAUGUACCACCUUAUAAUGCUACAGUAGUUCAGAGGUUGUUGGAUCAGGGAGCUGUCCUGAUGGGAAAAACUAAUUUAGAUGAGUUUGCAAUGGGAUCUGGAAGCACAGAUGGUGUAUUUGGCCCAGUUAAAAACCCCUGGAGUUACUCGAAACAAUAUAGAGAAAAGAGGAAGCAGAAGUCCCAUGGUGAGAAUGAGGAUUCGAAUUGGCUUAUAACUGGAGGAAGCUCGGGUGGGAGUGCGGCGGCAGUAUCAGCCUUCACGUGUUUCGCGGCUUUAGGAUCAGAUACAGGAGGAUCGACCAGAAAUCCAGCUGCCCACUGUGGGAUUGUUGGUUUCAAACCAAGCUAUGGCUUAGUUUCUCGUCAUGGUCUCAUUCCCCUGGUGAAUUCCAUGGAUGUGCCUGGAAUCUUAACCAGAUGUGUGGAUGAUGCAGCAACUGUGUUGGGUGUGCUGGCUGGGCAUGACCCCAAAGAUUCUACCACAAUACAAGAUCCUGGUAAACCAUUUAUGCUUUCCAGCUUGACAGAUGUGAGCAAACUAUGUAUUGGAAUUCCGAAGGAAUAUAUUGUACCAGAAUUAUCAAGUGAAGUGCGAUCUUUUUGGUCCAAAGCUGCUAACCUCUUUGAGUCUGAGGGGGCGAAAGUAAUUGAAGUGUCCCUGCCCCACACCAGUUAUUCAAUUGUCUGCUACCAUGUAUUGUGUACAUCAGAAGUGGCAUCAAAUAUGGCAAGAUUUGACGGGCUAGAAUAUGGUCACAGGUGUGACAUUGAUGUGUCUACUGAAGCCAUGUAUGCUGCAACCAGGCGAGAAGGGUUUAAUGAUGUGGUGAGAGGAAGGAUUCUUGCAGGAAACUUUUUCUUACUAAAAGAAAACUAUGCAAAUUAUUUCAUCAAAGCACAGAAAGUGAGACGGCUCAUUGCUAAUGAUUUUGUGAAUGUUUUUAACUCUGGAGUGGAUGUCUUGCUGACCCCCACCACCUUGAGUGAGGCGGUGCCAUACCUGGAGUUCAUUAAAGAGGACAACAGGACACGAAGCGCCCAGGAUGAUAUUUUUACACAGGCUGUAAAUAUGGCAGGAUUGCCAGCGGUGAGUGUCCCUGUGGCGCUCUCAAACCAAGGGUUGCCAGUAGGACUACAGUUUAUCGGACGUGCAUUUUGUGACCAGCAGCUUCUUACAGUUGCCAAGUGGUUUGAAAAACAAGUACAGUUUCCUGUUAUUCAUCUUCAAGAGCUAAUGGAUGAUUGCUCAUCAGUCUUUGAAAUUGAAAAGUUAGCUUCUGUUUCUCUAAAACAGUAGUGAUACAUAUAGCAUACAAAUUAAAAUAACUUGAAAAUUUUGUAGUCUAGAGAAGUCAGAUGAUCUUGCUAAAUUCCUAUAAUUUGGUUCAUUGUCAACAGUCAUUCCUUGGACUCACUUCUUAAAAUUCUUGUGAUGUAGUUAAUUAAUUAUAAAUCAUCUGUCAGCAUUUAUUAAGUAUCCACUAAGUGUAAAGUACAGGAUUUCUACAUUAACACAAGAUACAUGUUCCUGAAAAAUGAUGCAUUCUGAAAAAAUGUUCAUUAAUAAGAACAGAGCUUAGAGUAAAAGUAAGCUUAGGGAUAAACCUCUCAAAACUUGUACAUCUUUGUAACCAAAGUGCUGAUAAAAACUGUAAUUUGUACCUCCAGAGACAACCUGAACAGCCAGGCAGACAGGUAGUUGAACAUGUGGUGGAGGCUGUCCCAGGAGAUGUUAAAAAUGCACAAAACAAUAAAAUGGGAGUAUUUGCUUCUGAAUUCUGAACAAAGGAGGUACAAGAGGAGCUCUGAGCACUGGAGGAAGUGCAACCUGCUGGGGCCCAGAGUCAUGAAGGACUGGGGGUAUGCCUCUCUGGGGAAAACCACAGGUGCAGACACUCUUUAUUUCUCUAAAAAUAGAGCUGCAAUGACUGAGAACUUUCUCCUUUUUUGCUGAAGGUGAAAAUUUUACUUCUGCUCUCCCAGAACCCCAUGCCAAGGAACCAGAACAACUCCACGUUGUACUGACUUCAUUUUUCUAUUUAACCAAUCACAAAUGAGCUCAUUGGUGUCACAGAAAUAUUUGUUGUAACUUUGAGAGACCAUCUUGGACUUGAAACUUGGUCGUGGAUCAUGACUUUAGUGGGAAACUUUCAAGAUACACAAGAAAUACCCAAUAUGAAAAACUUGUGGAUAAUUUGGUGAGGAUGCCAAAGAGAGGAGGCCCAUAGCCUCCUCCUUUACCCCAGAUUCUCUGUUCCUUAUGGUUUCCUUGCCCUCUUGGCUUUCUUUACAGGUGUUCUCUAUUUUGAGUCCCUUGAACCCAAAGAGACAUUAAUGAGAAUCUGUAUUCAAAAAUUGGGAAAAUAUUCAUGAAAAUCAUAGAUUUACCUGGUAUAGUUUCAUCAUUGGAUUUGUCUUUGCCAGAACACCAUUGUCAUCUCGUGUUGAUCAGGUCUUCUAAUUUGUCAUUUGUAUGUUACUAUACAUAUAUGUCAGAAGCUGAAUUAUUUUUUAAUAAAUUCACUUUGUUUAGUAAGGAAGAAAUCUUUUCUAAAUAUGAAUUAUAUGAGGGGGAAAUGUAAGUGGCAGAACUUUCUGCAGAGUCACUAGAGUGUUGGCAUGGUAGAAAGUUAACCUGCCCGUUACCUUUUCAUUAAUAGUUUUCUCUCCUCCCAGGAUCCUUCCAUUUCCAAAUACUCAAUUGGACAAACUUUAUAUAAAAGCCUUUGGUGCCAGGCCCACUAGUUUUCUUACAAAUCUUGACUCUGAAUCCCUGAAAGAGGAAGAAAUUCACGAGAGACAACUGCAUUAUUUUAUAAGAGGGAAAUCCAUCUUAGCUGAAGGAGCUAAUAUGAUGUAAAAAGCAAGCAAAUAAUAAAUCCUUGCCCUAGUCUUUUUUCAAUGUGUGUAUAAUUUGAAAUAACUUUUUUUUCAAAGAAUAUUUAUACAGUUUCUCCUAUUCCUAUCUCUCUUAUUCGUGUAUCUCUGCUUGAGCUGCACUAAUGAUGUGAAUCCUGAAAUAAGGAAGUGAAACGUUGAGUGUUCGCACAUAAUUAUACCCAACUAGCAUGAAAUAAUACCUAAUUUGUUUUUCUUUCUCCUCCAUCUUUACCCUAAAUCUAGGAGAUCUCAUUUUACCAAAUCACUGUCUGGGAAUUUAAGUGGGAAAUGGUUUCUGUAUCCCAGCUAAUUAAACCCUGAAAUUGUUAGCAGCAAAGCAAUUCCGAAAGGCAAAGGUGGCUACAAGUAUAAGAUGAGUUCCCUGAUCAAACACAGCAAAACAAAGAACAGUUAGAUUCAACAACAGAAGCAUCGGUAGAGUGAAAAAAUGUGAUGAGAUCACAAAACCUGGCACCCCAACGCCACCAAGAGCCCAGGGAGCAAGUGGGAAGGUCGCAUUCCCAAGAAAAUCACUUGAAACCAGGGAGGCAGAAUGUUCUCUUUGGCCAUUUGCUACCAGGUCAUCAGGAACACAGAGGACCUUGAGCCAGCUAGAAAAGAGCAUGGUUUCGAAGAGGAGCUUCUAAGAAUGACAAAAAAGAAAAAAAGAAUGGUGACUCCCAUUAGGAAAUCACCUGUACCUUCUAGUGGAGAGAAGAAAUACCUUUAGGAUUUUAGACUGAAAGACAGUGAAGAGAGCUGGUAUAGCUCAGGGAUCCUGCAGACUGUGUCAUACCCUGUUCCAGUCAAGGACAGGAGCAAGCUAAUGGAAUUUCCACCAUAACUUUCAUUCAUUAACUACUUUUAACUCCCUCUCUUUCCGCAAACAUCUGAUUAUCUAUACCGAGGCUAAAUAGGUACUGACUGUGCAAGCCUAGGCUAAAAUUUGUUCAUUGUGGUAAGAAGCACCAGAGAACAGUUUAAAGCAGGUUUUCCUCAGUUAUUUCAUAACUCAAGCAGCAUGUACACUAAAACAUAAACCUGAAAAUUUAAUAAAGUCAAAUAACAUGAGAAAAACCCAGCCAACAUUAAAUAAAAGUAAUUAUUGGAGGAUCUCAGUAGGUUAUUUUUUUCAUUACUUUCAUCGUCAUACUUAUUUCCUCAACUAUUUACUUUUAUGCCAUUGUAAUAAUGUUUUUAAUAAAUUGCCUAAAAUCCUUUUGGACUUAUAUCCCACUGAGGUGUGAAGAAAAAGAAAUGAAAAAGAAUAAAACCAGGAAUAAAAUCAAAAAUAAAAGUUCUCCUCAAGAUACUUACACAGAUGCUUAAAGGUAUAUAGUAUGACAUAGUGGGGAAUUUUCCUGUAGGCUACCUAAUGGAUAAGACCACCGAUUUAAAAAUCAAAUAAACUUGGGUUUGAACCCUAUUAUUGCCAUUUACAAGAUGUGUAACCUGUCUGAGCUUCAGUAUCCUGACUUGUAAAAUAGAGAUGAUGUUUACUCCAAGGGAUGUUUGGAAGGAUUAAAUUUAAAUGACGCAUGAUGCCUUGAUAGACUAAGCACUCAAUAAUUUGUAGCUAUAAGUAAAUGCGUACAAUUAGGAAUUUAAGUCAUUUUCUUAUACAGUUGACCCUUGAACAACACAGGUUUGAACUGCAUGGGUCCACUUACGUGUGAAUUUUUUUCUGUAUAAGUACAAUACAGCUCUGUACUGUACAAUGUAUUUUCUAUUCCAUGUGAUUUUCUUAAUAAAAUUUUGUCUAGCUUCA
Molecule: messenger RNA, 5049 nt
Organism: Panthera uncia (snow leopard)
Lineage: Eukaryota; Metazoa; Chordata; Mammalia; Carnivora; Felidae
Gene: QRSL1
Product: glutaminyl-tRNA amidotransferase subunit QRSL1
Exons: 11
Coding region: 115-1698 (527 amino acids)
Biological process (GO): glutaminyl-tRNAGln biosynthesis via transamidation; mitochondrial translation
Cellular component (GO): glutamyl-tRNA(Gln) amidotransferase complex; mitochondrion
Molecular function (GO): glutaminyl-tRNA synthase (glutamine-hydrolyzing) activity
Source: RefSeq, a predicted model, not a curated record